AUGCCCUCGAAAGCGUUGGCUAAGAAACAUGGGACCAAAGUCCAUGCCAUGGGCAUCGACCGCAUGCAUGUCCGCGGUGUCGAGGAAUGGGGGAAGGAGGGUGGCCGCGAGGUCCGAGCGAAGUUCUUGUUUGGGCCCAGUAUGAAAGAUUUGAAACCUGUGCUUUUGACGAGGGAUAAAUGGGAGGCGCAGGAUACGAUGCCGUCGAAGAGGGAGUGGGGUUUGGGACCGAGUUUUUACAUUGCGAGGGAGGCCAUGGGGAGGGAGGUUAAGAUGAUGCGGGAGUGGUAUUGGGGAACUGGGAAGAGCGGGUUUGAGAAUGGGCAAGUGUGCAGGGAGUUGGGCCAAGAAGAGGGGGAGAAGUAUUUGGUAAAUGACGGUGAUAAGGAGGUUAAUGUGCUGCUGGGAGCGUAUACGCACCCGUUGCUAUAUUCAAUAAAGAAGGGGAGUUUUAUGGGUGUGGCGGAGCCAUUUGUGGAUAAGAGGGGGAGAAGAGGCUGGACUUUUAAUCUCGGGGCGAGGGUCCAUGAGGCGCAGUGGGUACCGGAUGAGGAGGGCAUGGUGCAGUAUCUGGCUGUGGCUGUGCAGCAGAAGAAAGCCGCCGGGAAAUACACGAAACCAUUGCAGAACCCCAAGGCGCCGGCUUUUACGAAGACGAAGGGCUUUCCGACGUCGAUUCAAAUCUGGACUUUCGAGUCAACCGAAGAAAGAGAUCUGGAUCCGGACAUGCAGCCCAGGCUUGUCGCAGUUAUAUGUACGGACUGGGGCAUGCCGAGACAAUUCAGAUGGUGUCCGGUUGCGGCUGCAGACACUGUUGAGCCAAAAGAGGGGGACGAUGAGAUUCACCUCGGACUUCUAGCAGGUGUGUGGUCCGACGGAAAAAUGAGGAUUCUCGAUAUACGGAUACCACAGCCAGACUCAGCGUUCCCCCAGACCCGCUACAUCCACUUCUCAAAAGCAGCCUUCGAAAUCCAACCCCCAGACACCAUAUCGACCUGUAUCCACUGGCUGUCGGGAACUUCCAUCGCGCUCGGCACCACCGCAGGCACCCUCGCAAUCUGGACGCUCACUCGACCCGACACAUUUCCGCCCUCGCCAAAAGACUCCACUUCAGAGUCCAAUUCUCCAAACAAAGCGCCGCAAUACACGCCUCGCCCCUGGUUCCACAAACAAGCCGCAGACACCUACAUCCUAACCAUCAGCUCGGGGUAUCCAUCCCGCCCACACUUCAUCUCCCUAACCUCCGCAGAUGGCUUCUCCCGGCUCUUCGACCUGCGUUCUCCUGUUUACGACACCAUAUCUACAACCCGGGCGCGCAUCUUCGGUCUCACACAGGCCUGGCACGAACACACUCAAUCAUUCCUCACGCCUGACGAAAACUAUCUCAUUCGCUCGAAUUCCAUCCGACGGUACUACAUGAAUAUCCACUCGAUGCGCAUGGAGGCGCAGAUCUUAUGUUGUGCGACGAGUCCAGUGCAGCCGGCGGUGCUAAUGGGUGCGGCGGAUGGGAUGUGUGCGGCAACGAAUCCGAUACCUAGGUUUUUGAACUAUAAGGAGGUGCCGUGGCAGCAGGUUUGGUUUUGGCAUGAGUGGAGGAGGAGGGUUGAGGAGCUCCCAGAAGUAGAAACCCAGGAACGAGACAAAACCAUCCAAACACCUCCUAAUACUACCAUCUCUAAAUCCACCACCACACCCCCACCCACAAACAAAGUCCCCCAAGCCGUCCUCAACAAGCCACUCUCCCGCAUCACAGAAGGCUACAAAGUCGCCCAAGUCGGGCUCCAAAACACUAAGCCCGUUCGACAGCACACAGAUUCCGGAAAAUUCCUUACCAUCUUUGAGGAAAAGACGGCGGUGACGUGUUUAGCCUGGAAUCCGAAUUUGAAGUUCGGGACGUGGGCAGUGGCGGGGAUGGCGGAUGGGUUGUGCAGAGUUGAGGAUUUGGGGAUCUGAGGAGCUUGUAUGGAGAUGCUUAUCACGACCCGCAGCUGAAGACAAUGUGCAUUACCAUAUUAUACGCCCUGCAUGGAGAAAG
Messenger RNA from Lindgomyces ingoldianus, 2035 nucleotides. RefSeq lists its product as uncharacterized. The transcript is spliced from 2 exons. Lineage: Eukaryota; Fungi; Ascomycota; Dothideomycetes; Pleosporales; Lindgomycetaceae. The record is from RefSeq and is a predicted model, not a curated record. Bases 1 to 1953 code for a protein of 650 amino acids. Gene Ontology annotation, biological process: transcription by RNA polymerase III. Gene Ontology annotation, molecular function: protein binding. Gene Ontology annotation, cellular component: transcription factor TFIIIC complex.